Frankliniella occidentalis (western flower thrips) is the source of this 609-nucleotide messenger RNA. RefSeq names its product prostasin-like. Gene Ontology annotation, molecular function: serine-type endopeptidase activity. The record is from RefSeq and is a predicted model, not a curated record. The coding region runs from base 54 to 572 and encodes 172 amino acids. Lineage: Eukaryota; Metazoa; Arthropoda; Insecta; Thysanoptera; Thripidae. The transcript is spliced from 3 exons. Gene Ontology annotation, biological process: proteolysis.
AGCGGUCAGCCGUGCGGUUGGCUCCCCGCAUUACGGCGUUUCCACUCGUCGAGAUGAACGUCCUCUGCGCGCUGCUGCUCGUCCUGCUGGUCCGGGGCUCCCCGGCGGCCGACAUCAGCCUCCAGAUCUCUGGAGGCAAGAUGGCCCUGCCCGGCCAGUUCCCCUACCAGGCACUGAUCGGCGCCGUUGACCAAGCCACUGGUCUCCCGGACCUCGACAACGUGUGCGCUGGCGCCCUCAUCGACUCCAGAUGGGUCCUUACCGCCGCCUCCUGCCUCAGCAACCCACAUGUCAACUACCAGGUCACGUUUGGCGCAUUCGAUCUGAAGGUAGACGUCGAGGACACCCGCGUCACUCACACGAUCAAGAACAAGAAUAUUCACGAGUCGUACAACGCGGCGACUGGAGAGAACGACAUCGCACUUCUCGAACUGGUGGCCAGCGUCGACGAGAGCGAGUUCGUUGCUCCUAUUCGGCUCCCGUCUGCAAAGCAAGCCACUCAAAGCUUCUGGCUGUGGAACGGCGCAGUCUCUGGUUGGGGCUCCACCAGUAAAGGUAAGGCACCCCAAUAGAGAAAAGCCACGACCUCGAAAUCAAAGAAUAUUAAGA